Penicillium odoratum is the source of this 432-nucleotide messenger RNA. RefSeq lists its product as uncharacterized. Bases 1 to 432 code for a protein of 143 amino acids. NCBI's taxonomy places the organism in Eukaryota, Fungi, Ascomycota, Eurotiomycetes, Eurotiales, Aspergillaceae. The transcript has a single exon. The record is from RefSeq and is a predicted model, not a curated record.
AUGAAGGAACGGCGGAAAUUACUGUCAAAUCCGGAUGCUGGCGAAGAUGGAGGCCACCCAUGUGUGGGAUGCCUGGAGGCAAUUACAAGAGCCACAGGGGGCAAGGUUCGAUCCCUGAUCGCAGAGUGUCCCAGUUCAGACGGGGAGAGAAUCACGUCACUCCCAUGCGGCCGCUGCGAGGAGCCGUGUUGUCGUUUACACCCUGGGUUAUCUACUCGUGAGCUGGACCUUGUGAUGAACCACCUUUUGGUGGGGAACAAUGCCCGGAAUAGCUACGGGGAGAAGGAACGGAAGGAACUGAUUCUGCGUGUCUUGGAGCGACACCGAUUCUUGGUUGCCAAGGAUAUCAAUGCACAGCACCAGGCGAUCGAGGAUAAGGCGAUGGAGAAUUUCCGCAAGAAGUUUGUCUUUCGGGAUGAUGACACCGCGUGA